Messenger RNA from Clonostachys byssicola, 1818 nucleotides. NCBI's taxonomy places the organism in Eukaryota, Fungi, Ascomycota, Sordariomycetes, Hypocreales, Bionectriaceae. The record is from the annotation of a GenBank genome assembly.
AUGAAACCUGCAUCCAUCUACGAUCAGGUCCCUCUCAAAAGAGGCCGACCUUCCCAGUUGCAACUGCGCCUUUUAUCUCUCGCAGGAGGAGCAGAUGACGAGCCGCUUGCUGCACAUAUCUACGCCACCAGCUUGGAUGAGAGUGAUCUCCCGAUAUUCGAGGCUCUGUCCUAUGUCUGGGGACCAACUAAUGCGCCGGGCAAAAUAACCCUGGUUCCGGGCGACGAUGCCGGUAACGCCAUUGAGGCUGCAAGACACGCGUCGACCUUGGAGGUGACGGCCAACUUGGCCAGCGCCUUGAAGCACCUUCGAUAUCCUGACCGCGCCCGUGUGCUCUGGGUCGACGCUAUUUGUAUUGACCAAUCCAACUUGGUAGAGCGCAACACGCACGUACAGAAGAUGGGCGAGGUAUACGAGGCGGCGUCCCGGGUACUAAUAUGGCUGGGGCCUGAGGCUGAUGACAGUACCUUGGUGAUCAAAGCACUAUCUAGUUUGAGUUCCAAGGUAAUGUGCAAUCACGCAUUAAAUUCGAUGCAAAUGAUCGACCAAAACAUGGAUAGAAGCCUCGCACAUCCUCUCGUACCGGUCCCUUUUUCAGAGAAUGAAUCACGCGGACUGAACAAGCUUCUUCGGAGACCGUGGUUCGGGAGACUCUGGGUCAUUCAGGAAGCAAUAAAAGGCUCCUCGCGCGCUGUGCUAGUUUGUGGGCAUAGCAGUAUGCUCUGGAGCAGCUUCACCAACGCCCUAUUCUGCAUUUUAAAAAAGGAUCUCGAAGAUGAGAUCGAAGAAUGUGACUGGAUAGGUGAUUUCCUGGAACCAUUCCUUGAUAUACACAACACUGGUGCCUGGCCGUCAAUGGACAACUUUAUGCGGAAUACACGCAUGAUGAGUUGCACGGAUCAUAGAGACCGCAUAUAUGCUGUGGCACCCCUUGCGGGAGUGCCCCUCAAUAAGUUGAAGAUCACGCCAGAUUACUCCUUACCAGUAUCGGAGGUCUAUAAGAAUUUCAUGCUCAAGUGGAUAGAUUUCAGUCAAACGUUGGGUCUGAUGGGCGUAUUUGAGAUUAACGCCGCUGGGCCGAGCUGGAUCCCGGGAUACAAUUCAUCCCCCCAGUGUGACUUUUGGACACACUCGGAGGCAUGCUGUGGUAUUGCUGCCGACGUGAAGUACCUAGGGUCAAACAAGCUUCGUGUUGCCGGAGUGCAGUUUGCUACAGUUGAAGGGGUGAAGCCCCUACUUAUGGCAGAAUGCGAGGCCGAUUGCAUCCUUUCGUGUGUCCGAAAUAUCACCCCUCGUGGGAUCCAAAGCAAAACUUAUCCCACUGGAUGUCGAGCAUCGCUAGCCCUAGCCGCCACCCUUGUUUGUGCUCUGGAUCCCAUGGACGAACCAGACGAGGACACUGAUCCCGACGAUAGAUAUGACAUCGAGGAUGAUGAUUUUAUGAAGCUAUUCUACGUUUCUGGACAGGGACGGAGCCUGGCCACAACCAAGGAGGGAUACUAUGUGCUUGCUCCCAAGGACACCCAGCCGGGGGAUGCAGUCUGCACUCUUCUCGGCCUAGAGAACCAUAUUGUCCUUCGGCCAGUAGGGAGGAGAGAAUACCGAGUCAUCGGGCAAUGUUUUGUUCAUGGCCUUAAUUUUGGGGAAAGUCUUCUUGGGGACUUUCCAACAGACUGGUCAAGGGGUAAGGUUCACAUUGAGGAAGGUGGAGAGAGUUAUUGGACCGUCGACUUCGUAAAUCGAAAAACCGGUAAGGCACGGGGCAAGGAUCCCCGAUUUGAUGGUAUAAGGCACAGCGAAAUAUUCUGCGGCAACGAG